Molecule: messenger RNA, 1984 nt
Organism: Helianthus annuus (common sunflower)
Lineage: Eukaryota; Viridiplantae; Streptophyta; Magnoliopsida; Asterales; Asteraceae
Exons: 2
Coding region: 690-1829 (379 amino acids)
Cellular component (GO): nucleus
Molecular function (GO): transcription corepressor activity
Source: RefSeq, a predicted model, not a curated record
UAUAUAUAUUUGUUUCUCACACAUUUUUUAUUUGUUUUUCAUUGUCACAAAUUCUGGGAUCAACUAAAUGUGUCUUGGACAUGAUUGGGCUGAACAUAAUUGGACUGCUGGACUUAUUGGGCUGCUGGACUGCUGGAGUACAUGAUUAGGCGAGAAGAGAUAACUCAAUUCAUUCAUUUUAUGUAUCACAUAUAUUUUCUCUCUCUUCAUGGUUGUAUGAGUUGCACUUAUCAAAGUUCCAGAAUCAUAUUGGUUCCUUUCCUUCUCUCUCUUAGGGUUUGAUAGAUCAUACUGUUCUUGCUGAUCUUGUAUUGAGAUCAUCAUUCGUAGUAUAGAUCAAAGAGUACAGAUCAUCGUGUUCAUGAUCUGCUGGUGAGUUGAGAGGCUAUUUUAGUGCAGUUCGUUAAAUCUAUUCUUGUUCUUGUAUUCAUUAAAUCUGUUCACGUUCUUGUAUCAAAGUUCUUAUUAAGCGAUAUACAAAGUUUCUGGUUAUGGAUCCAUGUUUUUUUGACAGGGAUUAAUGCGGGUCCAAAGGAUGCGUCUUAUAUUGUAGGUUGUGACACAGACAAUGAAGAGUCUUGGACCGCAAUUGAACAUGAUAGUUUUAUUCUAGUUUGACGCAGGUCAUUAGAACGUUUGAGGAGGGAAAACUUCCGUUCGAGAAGUAUGUUUUCAUUUUAAGGGAUACAAUGGGCCUCGAUCUUCUUGUACAAGCCGUAGCCAUUGGCAAAGGGAAACAAGACCUUACUAUCAAGACCCGAACGCGAUUAACAAGCAAAAAAGUUGAAUCUACUUGCUCGUCUCUUAAAACAGAAGAAAUUGUUAACAUUUUGAAGGAUCUAAUUGGAUUAAGCAAAGUACGGUUAAAUGAGUUCUUCUGGGCGGCUGUGUGGCCUAGGCUUUUGGCUAGAGGAUGGCACUAUGAAAAGGCUAGAAACUAUGCGUUCCAAAACUCGAAGAAUUUAGUGUUUCUUGCACCUGGUGUGACGAAGUUUUCAAGGAGGAAUCUGGUCAAAGGAAGUCAAUAUUUUGACUCGUUGAUUGAAGUGCUGAAUAAAGUUACAUCUGAACCGCACCUUCUUGAACACGAACCUGGCAAGGACCGCUUGGUCGAGCCACAUGAAACAUACCGGUCAGAUGAUGAACGAGAUUUGUUGAAAUGCACAGUUGUGGAUACCAGUUUGGUUGGCCUUGUUAAGGUCAAAGAGCUGACAAGUUUGACUGUUUUUGAACCUGCUGAUAUGCAAGCGUCGGCUAGUGUUUUUGGAGAAACUGAACACGACAUCGCAGAAGAAUCUAGCAUUGAAGAUGUGAAUCUUAAUAGAGUGGAAAAUACCAAAAUGGAUCUCUCUACAGAUGGGCAACCAGCAAGAAAACAGAAGUUGGUAUUCAUACGAAAAAGAAAACGUCAAACAGUUGAUAAUAUUAAAAAUGACAACACUCCUGGUAAAGAUGAGGAUACGGAAGAUACUGCAUGUUCUGAUAAGAAGCAUACAAGGAUAGUGAUCGACUUGAACAGCCCUCGAGUGGGUCCACGUUCAGAUGAUGAUAACAAAUCAUCUUUUGCUGACUCCAACAAGAUUGACUCGUUGACUCCUCUUGCAAAUGGUCAACGACAGAGUAGAAGAAACCGUUCAUUGACCAAAAAAGCAUUGGAAGCUCUUGAGAUCGAGUUUAUGAACCCAAAAAAGAAGAGGAUAGAGCUAGAGGAUGGGACUCGCAGGCAUGUUCAUGCUAAAAUGGGUCGUGUAUCAAGUUGUGGUGCGCGUUACUUGGUGGAUGGAGUCUUUGAUGGUUCUUCCCAUAUGGUCACUGAAUCUCCCAAAUGACAUGAGGUUGACUUUCUUAACUAACAGCUUGUUGUGGUCAAAUCAUACUUACAUAGUUAUAGAGUGUGCUUGAUUUUUAUUUAAACAUGUUGAGUUUAUAUUUACCCUAUAUAAUUAUUUUCAGUUCAAUCAUAUGUCAUAAGUAUUAGCGGGUA